This is a messenger RNA of Effrenium voratum, 4746 nucleotides long. The record is from the annotation of a GenBank genome assembly. Lineage: Eukaryota; Dinophyceae; Suessiales; Symbiodiniaceae.
AUGCGUGGAGACUCGCUGAACCAUGACUUCUGCGAGGUCUGCCAGAGUGGUGGCCGGUUGCUCCUCUGUGAGCACUGCCCCCGGGCAUUUCAUGUGCAGUGCAUCGAGAGGAUCGUGGAUUUCGAGUCCCUGAAGGUCGAGGAGAAGUGGUCGUGCCCAGUUUGUAAGCAUGGUCCCGCUAUCCUCAGAGGGCGGGUCACGGAGAUCAUGCCCGAAGAAGAGAUGCAAGUCUCGGGCCUCAGGGACUGGCGCGAGCUACAGUUCAAGGACCUGCUGUCCUUCGUGGAGACUUACUUCACCGGCGAGGAGUUCGCCACCCAGCCGCGCUUCGUGGUGGACGCCAACUGCCAGGAUGCCGCGCUGCUCAUCAAAGUCUUCGAGAUGAUCAAGGAGCUGCCGCGGGGGAAAUCCUUGAAGGAGUUCCCCCUCACCAUGGUGGCCAUUAACUCAGAUGAGGAGCGUCUCAUUUCCCCCAAGAUCCAGAUGUGCUCCAAGGGUGUGCCACACAAGGUAAUGACUGGGGACGUGAACAAUCCUGCGGGAAUGCUCUCGGGACUGACGAAGCAUCGGAAGAUCGACGCCGGCAAGACACUCUUCUUGCAGGUGUGCCGCCGGGAGUUGGAGGAAGCAGCGCCUUUGUCGCCUCCCACGCGGAGCUUCGCCCACGGAGUGCUGGGCGGUGCCGAGGCGGAGCAGCUCUUCGCCUCGCUGGUGCAGCAGAUGCAGCGCAGCGGGCAGCUGGCGGAAGGGUCUUUGGGCAUCUGUCUGGUGGACAUCGCCCCGCCGCCGGUGGCGGCGCUGGCUAUGGCGGCGGCCAUGGCGGGGCUCUUCCCGGAGGUGAAGCGCGCCCAGCCGUUUCCGCUGGAGGAGUGCGGGCAGCAGAUGUUUACGCAGUUGCUCACCUUCAAGGGCUACAAGGUGCGCUUUGCCGUGCCAGAGGACCUGCCCGCACUGGAGCGGCUGGAGGAGAUCGCCUGGAAGCCGCACAUGCGCGCGCCAAGAGAAGGCCUCCUGAAGAGACUGGAAACAUCGCCCACGACCAAUUUCGCGGUGGAAGUGAACGGCAAAGUGGAAGCCGUUCUUUAUACGCAGCGCAUUAGCACGCCACAGGAUGUCUUCAAGCAGAAGUUCCAGCAGGUCUUCGCGGGCCACGUGCCGAGCGGCAAAGUGGUGCAGCUCAUCGCCAUCAACGCCCACACCGAGCACAGGGGUCUGGGAACCGAGCUUCGGAGUUUUGCGCUGCACCUGGCGCGGCUGGACCCACUGGUGGAUUCGGUGUGCGCCGUGACCCUGUGUCUGGAUUAUGCCACCAGCGGAGUCAGGAACUUGCAGCAGUACGUAGACCAGCACGUCCAUGGCAGGGUGAAUGACCGGAUCUUAACGUUUCAUACCAGCUACGGCGCCAAGGUGUUGGGCUUGGUCCCGGGCUAUCGGCCCGAGGACAAAGACAACGAGGGCACGGGUGUGCUGAUCCAGUACAAGCCCAAAGAGUGGCCUUACGAGCCCACCCUGAGCAUCAACCGCCUGCCGGAGCGCAGCCGGCGGAAGAAGAUCAAGGAGCCCCAGGUACCCGCGCUGGACGUGCUCUCCGGCAUCAUGACCGAGAUGGGCUACGAGAUCGACAUGGACAACCUGGACCAGGGCUUCUUCGCCAGUGGCUUGGACUCCUUCGACAUGGGCGUCAUCCAAAACAGGCUAGGCCGCUCCCUGGGCAAGACUCUGCCGGCCACGCUGAUGUUGGAUUUGCCUACCGUGAAGGAGCUCACGGAGCAGCUGGACCGGGAGCGGGGCAUCGGUGGCCCGGGCUCCGAAGGCAGCGACUCCGCCAGCGAGACGGCGAGCAACGCCUCGGAGCGGCGCGAGGCCGCGCGCGCGGAGAAGCCGAAGCAGGAGCGGCGCUCGGAGCGCGCCAGCGACGAGACCAUCACAGAGUGGGUGCGAUGUUGGCGGCAGUUCCUCUAUGAGAAAACGAAGGAUCAGCGCGCCCGCAGCGCCACGCCGAAGCGGCGGUCGCGGAGCCCGGGCUCUGCGGGGAAGCGCGAACGCACGGACACGCCCUGGGACAAGCUGAGCACGGAGGAACUCGAGAGGAUUCAGAUGAAGCUCAUGUGGCUUCUGCGCCUGCCACAGAACCAGCGACGCCUGCAGUUUGUGGUGGACAAGGGUCACGAUUCGGAGCAGAGCUUUUUGUGCGACUUGCGCCCUGCCCUGGACUCCAUCAUGGCGUCUCAGCUUCUGGCCAUGGAAAUGGUGCAGGACACCAAGCCACGAACACUGCAAGAGGCGCGUGAAGACAUGGAGAGCUGUGCCCUGCGUCUGGGCGGAGAGGCCAUGCAGCGGCACCGGGAGCUGCUGGGCCUCAUGAGGAUGGACAAGCUCGGGCCGGGCCAGGCGCGAAUGGGGGAAGCGCUGCGACUCAGCAAGAGGAGCCGGGGCUUUGGCAUCCGGCAACGCGACGCUUUUCUGCUUUCUCAGCUGCAGCACGUGGAGCCCUUUGCCUCCAGGCCAGCGGUGUCACGGAUCUGCAAGUUGCGAGAGGCAAAGAGGCCAUUGGAGGUGGGCGCGAUUGUGCAGGUGGAUGCUGAAGAAAGCUUCGAUGCAAUCGUUCUGUCCCAGAGCUCCUCUUCAGCCUACCUCAUUGCGGAUCUGGAGACAAAGACCCAGGAAGUGGUAGAGGAGAAGUGGCUCCGCGCGUACCGACCCGCCCAGCGCGGAGGAGACGUGCCGGACUUCCUGGGCUUCGCACGGAAGCCGGUGGUCUCUGAGAGCACCAAGCUGCAGGAGUACCAGAAGACCGGUGUCAACUGGCUGAUCCACAGCUUCUUCAAUCGCUGUGGCGGUAUCCUUGCAGAUGACAUGGGUCUCGGGAAGACGCUGCAGACGCUCACCUUCCUCAGCUACCUGCAGGGCGCCGGCGUGGUGAGAGGCCCCGCCCUGGUGGUAGUGCCACUCAGCUGCGCCGGCAACUGGCAGCGAGAGGCGAAGCGCUUUGUGCCACACCUCUCCGUGGCGAAGGUCUGCGGCAGCAUCAAAGAGCGGCAGCAUAGCUUGGACGACAAUGAAAUCUGGUAUGGCAUGAAGGACGUGAUCAUCACCACCUACGAGACCUUGUGCGGCACGGAGGACUUCUUCCAGCGGCACCACUGGUCGGUCCUGGUGCUGGACGAGGCGCACCGCAUCAAGAACCAGGGCAGCAAGGUGCGCGAGUCUCUGGACAUGGUGCCCUGCUCGGCGCGGUUUCUCCUCACCGGAACUCCCUUGCAGAACAACCUCGGAGAGCUCUUCGCCUUGUUAAAGUUCCUCUGGCCCGAUGUCAUGUCCAAAGAGUCUGAGAUGUUCGAGAACGCCAUCCAGCUUCCCGAGCUUCAGGACAAGGCAGUGGACGGAACUAAAGCAAAGAUCGACCAUCUCUUGGUGCAGAAAAUUCGCCAUGUUUUGGGCAUGGUGAUGCUCCGCCGAAAGAAAGAGGAUGUGAUCAACUUGCCGCCCAAGUCCUUCCACAACGUUUGGCUGCCGAUGACGCCCACGCAGGUCAGCUGGUACCGCAGAAUCUUGCGCCUGCGCCAUUUGAGCAUGUCGCGAGAUAUGCGAGCGCUGAAGAAGCUGCUGGUGCGACUGCGCAGCAUCUCGUGUCACCCUCGCGGCGCUGUGGCUACGAAGGAAGAUCGAGACUUCCUCCUUUCCAUGGGCCUUGUCACGCAGCAGGAGGUGGACCAGCUCUGCAACGCGGAGAUGUCCGAGGAGGUGAUCUCUCAAAGUUCGAAGCUCACCUUCUUGGACAAGCUCCUGGGGCAGCUGCAUGCUCAGAACAUGGGCAUCUCGGAUUCGUGGCGCAAGGCCUACGAGGACCGCCUUGCGAAGGCAGGUGAUAAGGGCAAGAGGCGGAGUGCAGCGGCGUGGCUGCAGAGUACUUCAGGCACACUCUUCCUGGAUGAUAUGCAGCCGUACAAGAGUGGCAAGCAGAACAGCGACGGCGAGGCGGAGCUGACGCCGCAGCCGCACAAGGUGCUGAUCUUCUGCCAAUACGUGCACACGCUUGACUUUCUCGAGGCCUACUGCGCCUUCCGCCAGUGGCGCUGUUUGCGCUUGGAUGGGUCCACUGCACGGGUGCUGCGCGAGCUGGACAUGCGGGACUUCAACAGUCACGAUGAGGAUCUCUUCGUCUAUCUCAUUGGCACUCGUGCUGGAGGGUUGGGGGUGAACCUCGCCUCAGCAAAUCACGUGGUGAUCUACGAGCAGGACUGGAACCCGCACGUGGACCACCAGGCCAUCGACCGGGCGCAUCGAAUUGGCCAGAGCCGGCAGGUGCACGUGUAUCGGCCGGUGCAGGAGUGGGGCAUCGAAGAGCGCCUCGUGUUCCGGGCCCUUUCGAAGCUUCAGAUGGAGCAAUGCCUCAUCGACAGCAAGGAGGACGAAGAAGAACUCCUGGCAGAAUCGGAAGACACCCUCAGCGCAGAGGAGAUCCUGAACCUGCUGAAGCAUGGCGAGAGCGCCUUCAAGGCCUUUGUGGGUCAGUCCCUCAAUCACUUCAGUGUGGAGGAUUUUCUGGAGCGCGAACGACGGCCUGCACCGGCGCAGGAGGGGACGGAGCCUGAGCCGCCUUUGGAGGUGCCUCGACCGCUGGCACCUGCGCCGAGCAGAGAGCUACGGAGCAGCAAGCGCCACUGGCGAGGAGCUCGUCGGGCCGGAACAUCAAGGCCCCCAAGUCCUUUGCGGAGGAGUUCUCGCAGCCGUUGGGCGGGGUGA